UCCCAAUAAGAAAGAAGAAGCAAGUUUUUUCAUACGUAAAUAUUUUAACAAAUUGGAAAAGUGAAUAAUUUUUUUAACACGUUAAAACAAACAAAAUUUUAUUUAUUUUAAGAAAUUCAUACAAUUUAAACGCAUAACAAUGCAAUACAUAUAAAAUAAAGUGAAAAUAAACGAAAUAAUUACAAUAAAUUUACAUAUAGACAGAAAAUUACAAGAGGAAAAAGUGUCGGAAUAGAAAAAAAAACAAGAAUAGAAAAAAAUGUCAUUUGUGCGUACGGCAGCAGUAGCGGGCGCUGCCACGGCCGGCAGUGCAGAAUCGGUGCAAAAAUUUGUUGAGGCUUUACAGGCCGAUUUCAAAACAUUAUCGCUGGAAACAAAAAAGAAAUAUCCACAAAUCAAAGAGUCCUGUGAAGAGGCAAUUUCAAAAUUAUCCUCAGCUGGCUCGAAUCAACAGCAAUCUGUGUACUAUACCGUCAAUCAAAUCUUAUACCCUUUGGUUCAAGGAUGUGAAACGAAAGAUUUAAAAAUUAUUAAAUUUUGUUUGGGUAUGAUGCAGCGCCUUAUCACCCAGCAGGUGGUUGAUCAAAAAGGUGCUCGCUACAUAACCGAUGCCUUGUGGAUGUUAAUGGAACACAACAUUGAAGAGGUUAAAGUUCUACAGACAGUCACACUGCUUCUCACCACCAACACUGUAGUGCAUGGUGAUACUUUAGCUAAAUCGCUGGUCCUAUGUUUCCGUCUGCACUAUACGAAAAAUUCGACUAUUGUUAAUACAGCUGGAGCGACUAUACGUCAAUUGGUGUCGCUGGUUUUUGAGCGUGUAUACUUGGAAAAAGAUUCUUUAACAUCGAUUCAGCAAAAAGAUUCAUCUGGUAAUGUGGUUGAAAUUGAUGUUAGCGAUAAUAGCGUUACGGGCGGAGGUAAUGGUUCUAAUAUACCAGGCGGUCCCCAUGAAAUGUCACCCUUUGCUUCGGAUGCUUUCUUUUUAUUUCAGGAUUUGGUACAUUUGGUUAAUGCCGAUCCCCCUUUGUGGCUUGUGGGCAUGAAUGAAAUGACACGGACUUUUGGUUUAGAGCUGUUGGAAGCUGUUUUAACUAAUUUCAGUGCUGUAUUCCAUGAAAAUCGUGAUUUUCGUUUGCUACUCAAAGAACGGGUCUGUGCUUUGGUCAUUAAAUUGUUUUCACCCAAUGUGAAACAUCGUGCAUUGCCCACACAAAAUGUUAAUGGUAAUGCCAAUACACCAAGCGAUAAACCCUACUUUCCCAUUAGUAUGCGCCUACUAAGACUGGUGGCGAUAUUGAUACAGAAAUAUCAUACCAUACUGGUGACAGAAUGUGAAAUAUUUCUAUCGUUGAUUAUCAAAUUUCUGGAUCCUGAUAAGCCACACUGGCAGCGGGCCUUGGCACUGGAGGUCAUACAUAAAUUGGCUACGAAACCUUCGCUGGUGGCAUUCUUUUGCAAAUCGUAUGAUUGUAAGAAUCAUGCAACAAAUAUUGUGCAAGAUAUGAUUACCUCAUUGGGUACUUAUGUGCGUUAUUCGUUAAUAAAUUCAGCGGCAUUAUUGAAUGGCCAACAGAAUGGUGCCCAACAAUUGAAUACUUUAACGGCACAUAAUUCAAACAAUCAAUGUGGUUUUGUGUUUCGUGGUGCCUAUAUGCCCUUGGUGGCCACAUUUGCACCGGGUUUGGCUAAGGCAGUCUAUUUGGAAAUGUUGGAUAAGUUGGAGGCCCCCAAUAUACCCGACAGUUAUGGCAUUUCAGUGGCCUAUGCCAUACUUUUGGAUAUAACACGCUCCAUAGGAGGUGUUAUACAACGUACACCAGAAGUGCAUCCCACUCAUAAUAUGGCAGUUAUUACUGAGGAAGAACAUAAACCUUUAUGUUUGCAACUAAUAAAUUCCAGCUGGUCUGGUUUAUUAUCAGCAUUUGUACCCUUAGUUGAUGCUUCCAUAGAUGAAGCCACCACCGAUAACAUUUUAAAAGCCAUGCAAAAUUACGCUGCUUUGUGUGGCAUUAUGGAUUUACUUAAUCCACGAGAUGCUUUCAUUAUGGCCAUAUGUCGUGCUUCAUUUCCACCCCACUAUGCCAUGUCCAUAUUUGCCAAUAAUCCACACAUGGAUGUUGAUCUGCGCUGUCACACCCGUUCGAAUAGUCAAGAUUUGAACAAUCAAUUCAUGAGCACUUGCCAAGACACGGGCGAUUUUCGCCAGCAAAUUGUGGCGGUGGGCACACCACUGCCUAGUGCUUCGCUGCCACACAGUGUGAUGCAGGCACCCGUCAUGUUGACUACCAAAAAUUUGCAAUGCAUGCGUGCCAUAUUGUUUUUGGCUCACAGCAAUGGCAGUAUUUUGGGCACAUCCUGGCAUAUUGUCUUACAGACACUGCAACAUUUGGUGUGGAUAUUGGGUUUGAAACCGUCGACGGGUGGCAGUUUGCAGGCAUUCCCCAAGCCUGCCGUAGAGGCCAAUGUGGGCAUACAAACAGCUGUAAUGGCUGAUCUACCAGUAUUAUCACAAAUGUUAAGUCAACUAUUCGAAUCAAGUCAGUAUUUGGAUGAUGUGGCUUUGCAUCAUCUAAUUGAUGCUUUGUGUAAAUUGUCGCAUGAGGCCAUGGAAUUGGCUUAUGCCAAUAGGGAACCCUCUCUGUUUGCAGUGGCCAAACUGUUGGAGACAGGUUUGGUUAAUAUGCCUCGCAUAGAGGUUUUAUGGCGUCCUUUAACUAAUCAUUUAUUGGAAGUUUGCCAACACCGUCACAUACGUAUGCGAGAAUGGGGCGUAGAGGCCAUAACAUAUUUGGUGAAGUCUGCUUUGCAAUACAAACACAGUCAACCCUUAAAGGAAAAUAUGAAUUUGCAAACCAUGCUUUUAAGUCCUCUCUCCGAAUUGUCUACGGUGCCCCAUGCUGAUGUUCGGCAAAGACAAUUGGACUGUGUUCUGCAAAUAUUGAAUGGAGCUGGUGAGAUAUUAUCGUUUGGAUGGCCAGCUAUUAUCGAGAUAAUAGGCGCUGUAAAUGAGCAUCAUGGUGAACCCUUGAUACGUACUGCAUUUCAAUGUUUACAAUUGGUUAUAACCGAUUUUCUGACCGUUAUGCCCUGGCGCUGCUUGCCCUUGUGUAUCAGCACGGCGGCCAAGUUUGGUUCGCAAACGCAGGAAUUAAAUAUUUCCCUAACGGCCAUAGGUUUAAUGUGGAACAUCUCUGACUUUUUUAAUCAAAAUCAAGACAAAUUAAUGUCUACCCAGGUGGAUGAUUCUACCAUAUUACCAGAUUUUCCUGGUACUGUUAAAAUGCCACAAUUUGAUAAGCUGUGGAUGUGUUUAUAUGCCAAAUUAGGUGAACUUUGUGUUGAUUCUCGUCCUGCGGUACGCAAAUCGGCUGGCCAGACAUUAUUUUCUACCAUAUCGGCCCAUGGUAGUCUUUUGAAUCCGCCCACCUGGCAGGCUUUGGUAUGGCAGGUUCUAUUUCCCUUGCUGGACAAUGUUAGAGCUCUCUCCAGCUCGGCUAGCAAUGAGAAAGUGGAUGCCAGCGGCAAUAUUUUAAUACAUCAUUCCCGUAAUACCGCCCAAAAGCAAUGGGCUGAAACUCAAGUGUUGACUUUAUCAGGUGUUUGCAGGGUUUUCAACACCAAACGCGAUUUAAUACAAAUGCUGGGCGAUUUCGAUCGUGCCUGGUCUCUAAUAUUGGAAUUCAUACAAAAUGCUGCUUUAAGCAAAAAUGGUGAAGUAUCAUUGGCGGCUUUGAAAUCUCUGCAAGAAAUUAUGUAUCAUAAUGCGGAUAACAAACAGUGUAGCAAUAAAACUGAGGCCGCUGGCGGUGACAAAGCUAAAUUGAAAAGUGAAGAAAUUUGGAAUAUCGCUUGGAAAAUUUGGCUUAACAUUGGCAUGGAGAGCACCAAAAUGUCGGCUAAAUCUCAAGAUUCUACGCAGGAUGAAUUCUAUAUACCCAGCCAGGCCUAUUUGACGGCAUUAAUGCAAAUAUUCCCAGCCAUAUUUCAGCAAAUACAGAAAAGAUUUAAGCCAGCCGAUUUUGAUAAAUUUUGUACAGUCUUAACCAAUGCCGUUUGUAUACCCGUACAAACCGAAGCAGUUCCUUAUAUAAUGUCUUCAGUAUCGGACUCAUUAUUAACCCCACUACACGAUAGUAUCCUAGAAUGUAUGGAAUUGAUACAGAAGGAAGCCACAAAAGAUGAAUCCAAUUUAAGUCAUAUGAUUCCUGCAAUAUUCCGUCAAUUGUUGGUGUUUAGUAAAUUUGCCUGUACGCCACCAACGUUGCAGGUGAGCGAACAGCAUAAAUAUGCCAAAACAACGAAUCAUUAUGGUAACAAUAGUUCGGUGGAAGUUGUAAGCAUGAAUUACAUACCAUUUGGUGAGAAAUCUAUAAGUAUAUGCGUGAAAUUGUAUCAAACGACAGCCAUGGAGGAGUCUGUAAUGCAAGAGCAUAUUUUACAUGAAAUAAUUAAGGCUCUGCGCACUCCCUUGGCUAUGAAAUAUAAAUGUUUGGCCUCCACUACUUGGAAACUAGCGAUCUCAAGUUUAAUAACUGUUUUACAUACCGGCUUAAAAGUGGCUAGAGCGAAACCAAAUCAUUUUACCGGCAUGUGGGAUGAUCUAGCCGAUACUUUGGAUAAAUUCUUAUUCCCUCAAAGUGUCUGCACCAUUGAAGAUCGUGGCCUUGAAGAAAUUGUCUUAGACGAAACCAUCGAUUGUCAAGUUAUCGAAUUAUUACGUGAUGAAGUUUUGCCUUAUGCCCAUGAAAUGCCUCAUCAAUUUAUUAUGCAAAUUGUGGUUUUACUCAACAAGGGCUCCAUACAUUCCGCUUCUGAUACGAAUAUUUGCUAUGAAUCUGAUUGGAAAUUACGCGAGAUUUUCGCCAAAACAUGCUUUGAAACUCUGUUGCAAUUUUCUCUUUUGGAUGAUAAUUGCAAUAAUAAUCGAUCUUCUGGUUCCAACUCUACAUUGGCAUCGAGCUCGGCGGUUAGUGCUUUGAAUGCUAAUAUCGCUAAUGCUGUUGGUGGUGCGGGUAGUGGUGGCAAAGAUUUUGCUGGUCGUUUGGCUGUAACAGCUUUGUUGCAUCGUUUCCAGGAGGUAUUGAAACGUUUUAACGAUGACGAAAGACAAAGUGGGAAGUGUCCUUUGCCAAGAUUUCGUUUAUCGGAAAUAUCGUUUGUUUUAAAAGCCAUUGCCACUUUGGUAAUCUCUAUGAAAAAGGCACCAGCCUCUAAAGUUAAUAAACCCGCUUGGGAUCAAUUGAUUGGUCUCUAUCCCUAUUUGGUGGAUUGUACCACAACCACAUCGCCCGAAGUAUCACGUUCUUUAAGGGAAGCUUUACUGCAAUACACCGAUUUAUUGCAGGCGCCAAAAUGUUUAACUAACGAUACCAACACCAACCUUUCCCCAACAAACGAAUUGACACAACAACAACAAUCGAAUGGACAAGAGUGAAAACAUUUUAACAUUUAAGAUAAACAAUAUACAUAAUAAUAAUAAUAAUAUUUUAAAAUUUUUGGAGACUCGUCGUAAUAUUUAUUUUCUUAAUUUUUUGUUUUCCAAAAAAAAAAUAAUUCCAAAAAUGAAAUUUAAGUUUAAAAUUUUUAAUUUCGCCCCCCAAAAGAAACCGAAGCAAAUGAUAAAAUACAUAAAUAAUAUGUUAGAUAUUAAAAAAAAGAUUAAAAAAAAAUAAACAAACAGUAAAUAGCAAUUAUACAUACAA
Calliphora vicina (urban bluebottle blowfly) is the source of this 5705-nucleotide messenger RNA. It is a transcript of the gene mon2, whose product is annotated as Mon2 homolog, regulator of endosome-to-Golgi trafficking. The record is from RefSeq and is a predicted model, not a curated record. The transcript has 19 exons. NCBI's taxonomy places the organism in Eukaryota, Metazoa, Arthropoda, Insecta, Diptera, Calliphoridae. The coding region runs from base 260 to 5437 and encodes 1725 amino acids.